Rhea pennata is the source of this 730-nucleotide messenger RNA. RefSeq names its product single-pass membrane protein with coiled-coil domains 1 (gene SMCO1). Lineage: Eukaryota; Metazoa; Chordata; Aves; Rheiformes; Rheidae. The transcript has 3 exons. The record is from RefSeq and is a predicted model, not a curated record. Bases 9 to 647 code for a protein of 212 amino acids.
CGUUCUCCAUGAAGAUGACUAAAGAUGGCGUGUCUCUGCGCUCCCUGAACAAGGCAUUAAACAGAGUAGAAAAUAAGCUGCAGACCUUGGAAACUCAAUUUGAAGAUCUGAAGUCAAGCUUGGACAAACUGGCUUGGAAAUUCGAACGUCAGGGUGAGAUCUUGGAGAAUCAGAUGAGCCAGGAUGCAAUGUGGACAUCAAUGCUAGAAGACAGCCUGACCUCUGUAGAGGUUAACCUCCUGUUCAGCUACACGUGUGAAACCCUGGCUGCCUUGCACUGCCUGGUGACAGCUGAGGUGCCUGACCUGGCAGAGGGCCUCCCCACCACCACCACCAUCCUGAGGCGCAAAGCCAGACACCCCAGGAUCCAAACGGCAUGGGAAACUGCCUUGCAGAGCCUGGGGCUGCACGAAGGGGACGUCGGCACCCUCUGCACCUUCUUUGCCGUGCACGGCCAUAAGGCCCAGUACUACACACCUGCCCAAAGGCAGCUGUGCCCUGGCGACAUGGCCACCGCGCUGAGCAGGGCGGUGAAGAACGAGAGGCUACGGGGGAGCCUGCUGCGAGCCACCGAGGCGGUAGACCACAGGAGAACACAGCGACAAACAAAAACCCCACCGCCCCAAAGGCGAGGCCAGCCGCUGUGAGGGAAGAGCCGCGCGCAGACACCACCACACUCCCACUUCACCACUCGCCAGCAAACGCUCCACAAGUGCAGCGAGCGCCUGCG